UUUCUCAGUUCCCCGGCCAUAUUCUCCACACGGCUUCUUCUGAAACAUGGCUGAUUACACGAAUGUGGCGCCGCCGUCUGCGAACGCUGGCGGAGGAAUGAACGACGCUUUUAAAGAUGCACUACAACGGGCGAGACAGAUCGCAGCUAAAAUUGGAGGUGAUGGAGUUAAUCCGCCUCCUGUUGCUAAUGAGUUUGCAUAUGGAGGACAGAAAAGGCCUUUGGAGGACGGGGAUCAGCCAGAAACAAAGAAAGUUGCAAGUGACCCUUUUGCUGCAAUGGGUGGAAUGGCUGGUCUUCCAAGGCCUACAUCAGAAGAGUUCAAGGUUCCAGAUGGCAUGGUUGGCUUCAUUAUCGGAAGAGGAGGAGAGCAAAUUUCAAGGAUACAGCAGGAAUCGGGAUGCAAGAUACAGAUUGCUCCAGAUAGCGGCGGCAUGCCUGACCGCUCUGUGACAUUAACAGGCUCUCCAGAUUCCAUCCUGACUGCGAAGAGGUUACUGACCGAGAUUGUGGAAAAGGGCAGACCAACUCCGUUUCAUCACAACGAUGGACCUGGAAUGUCCGUUCAAGAAAUUAUGAUCCCGGCGUCCAAGGCAGGCCUCGUCAUCGGAAAGGGAGGGGAGACGAUCAAACAGUUACAGGAGCGAGCCGGAGUCAAGAUGGUAAUGAUUCAGGACGGGCCUCAGAACACCGGGGCGGACAAACCGCUGAGGAUUUCUGGAGAUCCUUUUAAAGUUCAGCAAGCGAAAGACAUGGUGAUGGACCUGAUCAGAGAUCAGGGUUUCCGAGAGCAGAGGGGUGAAUACGGGUCACGGAUGGGUGGCGGAGAAGGUUUGGAUGUAAGUCGUGAUGGUAAAGGGCUGAUAUUUUUCUUUGCGGUUCCGGUCCUGUGUCUCGUUAUUGAAAGUUUGCGGUUCUUUCAGGUUCCAGUGCCGCGCUUCGCAGUCGGGAUUGUGAUCGGCAGGAACGGCGAAAUGAUCAAGAAGAUUCAGAACGACACGGGUGUGAAGAUUCAGUUCAAACCAGAUGAUGGCACCACACCAGACAGGAUCGCUCAGAUCAUGGGGCCCCCUGAUCGGGCGCAGCAUGCAGCCAGCAUCAUCACAGACCUGUUGCGCAGCGUGCAAGCUGGCGGUCCACCAGGCCCUGGGGGCAGGGGCAGAGGUCGUGGCCACGGUAACUGGAACAUGGGGCCACCAGGGGGCCUACAGGAGUUCUCCUUCACUGUUCCCACUGUUAAGACCGGCCUUAUUAUCGGCAAAGGAGGCGAGACGAUUAAAAGUAUAAGCCAGCAGUCCGGAGCAAGACUAGAGUUGCAGAGGAACCCUCCUCCUAACGCCGACCCGAAUAUAAAGAUGUUCACAGUGCGUGGGACGCCACAGCAGAUCGACUACGCCAGACAGCUCGUUGAAGAAAAGAUCGGGGGUCCUGUCAGUCCUAUGGGUGGACCUCAUGGACCACCAGGGCCACACGGAGGCCCCGCACCACAUGGUCCCCCAGGCCCACCUGGACCUCCUGCACCUAUGGGUCCUUACAAUCCUGGGCCUUACAACCAGGGACCUCCAGGACCACAUGGUCCUCCAGGGCCGUACCAACCUCAGGGCUGGGGUAACGGCUACCCUCACUGGCAGCAGAACCAGCCUGACCCCAAUAAAGCAGCAGCAGAUGCUAAUGCAGCAGCGUGGGCUGCCUAUUACGCUCAGUACCAGCAGCAGCCUCAGGCUCCCAUGACGCCCACUACCGCUGCCGCCCCGGGCACCGCUCCAGCCAACGGUCAAGGUGACCCGCAGGCUCCAGGUCAGAGCGGACAGGCAGAUUACACCAAGGCCUGGGAAGAAUAUUACAAGAAAAUGGGUCAACAAGGUCAACAGCCGCAGGAUUACACUAAAGCGUGGGAGGAGUACUAUAAGAAACAAGGUCAGGCAGCGCCUCAGGCAGCCGGGGCGAGCUCCUCUCAGCCCGGAGGCCAGCCAGAUUACAGUGCCGCGUGGGCUGAGUAUUACCGCCAACAAGCGGCCUACUACGGCCAGGGCGCUUCUCAGCCCAUGGGAGCAGCACCGCCGGCCCAGCAGGGCCAGUAAUGUGAAGCGGACAUAAAGUAAAUGCUACCUUGUCGAAAAAAUCCUUUGUUAAAUGUUUGGAUGCAGACGCCUCUUGAUGAAGAUUCGUAAUUUCCUUGGUUUGCGUUUAAACUAGAUUGCAAAAUGGCUCCGGAUUGAGAAUUCUCUUCUUUUGUUUGUUGUUUUUUUUUUUUUUGCUUAUUUGUUUUUGUAACUUUUUUUCCUCUCUUGUAUCAAAUGAAACUGUUUUUAGUGCGGUUAUUAUUGCUCAUUCCAGCUCUUUGUAUCUCAUGUAGUUCAGAACUCAUGUCUAUACAAAUACUCUAGUUCUCUCUCUCUCUCUCUCUCUCUCUCUCUCUCUCUCUCUCUCUCUCUCUCCGCUUUUCCAUGUAAAUGCUCAGUUUUAAAAAUGCCUGUUGUUUUUUGCAAUAAAACAUAAUGAAACCUCCUGUGUUGGUAAGUGGGCCGGUAAAAAGUGGGGAAGGUGUUUUUUUUUUUUUUUUUUUUUUUUUUUUGUGUGUAUAUACUUUUUUUGGGGGAUGGGAUGGGUGGGUGCCGUUGGACACAAUCCAGACUCGGUGUCUGUCUAAAAUGACGCUCUUUGUUUCUCUCCAACUGUUAUGCAGCAGCAUUAUUAUUAUUAUUAUUAUUAUUAUUAUUAUUAUUAUUUGCUAUUUCCUGGUAUUUUAGCUGUGACCUGAAAUGAUCUAGUCUGGUUUAUUGGCAGUAGGAGUAGACAGUUGUAUCUAAGGAAAGGUGGUGUGAGGUAUGCGACCCAUGCUAUGACUACUACUUCUUGUAUGACGCAUAAUGUGAGAAACUUUCCCCCUCACAGGCCAGUUUAGAACAGCGGUAAGCAAAUAUGUCAUAAAGCAAUGUGAUAUGACCUGCAAGCUGCUUUUUUUUUUUUUUUUUGUCAGUAUGCUGUUUUUCCUCCCAGGCCAGAUGAGGUGUCUUGUAUUAUGACCAUGUAUUAUACAGUUGUGCCCCUUUUGUCAGUUCUUAAAUGCAUAUUUUUCUGGCAAGUGUCAUGAUUUAGAAAAAGAAAAACAAAGAACCCACCCCGAUGUGGCCAUUUUUUUUUGCCCACCCUGUUUGGCAUAGACUUGUAGGUGUGUUUUUAGGGCUGAGGAGGCUAUGCUGUUUCCACACCAGUGAAAUGAGCCUUCCGUAAGUACACAAAAAAUAACGCCAGCCCCAGUUUCUGCUCUGUCAAUGCUUUGUCUUUGACCAAGUGUAGUGCACAAAGUUGAAUUGUCUACCCUGAAAUUGAAUUGGACUGUUUUUGGGGUAAGUAUCUCUCUGGGCUGCAGUUUGCUUUUUGAUUGACCGUGUACGAAAUGCUGAAGUCUCUCUUGAGCCUGUGAUGUCUUACCCUGUAGACUGUUUUAAGAUUUGUCUAGCAACAUUUCAACUGUAUUAAUCCUUAAAAUAUGCGCUUUUUUUUUUUUGUAUUUGAAACUGAAUUGUGAAGUUUGACAUUGUGUAGUCAGGGGCUAUCCAGUUUUACAAAUCAGGGGUGAACAAAUCAUAAAUCUGUUCUAAUCUAGCCCACCGGGAAGCGAAAAGUCGAGUUUGGUGACGUUUCUGGCGUAGUAUACGAGUCUGGCUAGCGUUUCUGUUCUCGACAUGUUUAACGGCGAGGUCUGAGAACCAUUUUCCUCCCAUGAUGCAUGUCGUGUAGCAGAAGGGAAUAGGAUUCAUGAACCGCGCUGCCGCUACAAAUCAAAUGAACCUUUUUUUUGGGGGGGGACGAAAGUCAGUAAAGGAGUGUAGGGUUUGUUUUUGUUCUCUAACUGAUCCUACAGCUGAUUUUUUUUUUUUUUUAAAUAAAUAUAAACUCCAAAUUGGCUUGUCCUGAGAGCUCGGGUUACUGAUUUGUCCAUCCCUGAGAAUGAGAAAUGGUUCAUCUAGCUUCUUUAAAAUGCCACUGUAUUAUCGUUGUUGGUUUUUUUUUGGUUUUUUUUUGCCAUUUGCAUUCUGUUUGAACAAGUUACUGCACCACUUAACAUUGAGGCAAGUGAUUCGCAAAUGCAAAAUGUCUUGUUCGGAUGUUGGCAGACUUUGUUACCAUUUUCCAGGCUGUCCAAUUCUUUGCCUGUGACUCCUCCUUCUCCUCCUCCUCCUCCGUUUCUUUGCGAUUUCUCUCGAAAUAUAUCAAAUAACCCAAUGUUGAUUGGCGGCACGAUGCGCAUCAGCGUCGUCCCCACACCUUAGGUUCUGCUGCGAUAACACAGGUAAGCUUAACCUAAGACACAAAAUUUGUUUGACCUGUGACUCAGUCUUGAUGUGAAUCCGAAAUUUUCUGCUGCAUUUUCGUUAAGGAAUUUCUCAAAAUGUUGAAGGCCCGAUGUAUUAAUUGCUUUGUCGUUGGCAAUGUGAUGUGUAAUAUAUAUAUAUAUAUUUUCCCCCCCUCUUAAAUAGCAUACAUAAAUAUCCAAAAUGCAUUUAGGAUUUCUGUACAUGAUUGAAAUGCUGUUUCCUCUCUGAUCAAUGCAUAUAUCCAUACUAUUAGUGUGCUAGUCACUGUUUUUCGAGCAAUCGAUGGCACUGUAGACUGUGUUCCCUGUCUUUACCAAUGCUGCAUGCACUUGGCUUUAAAAAGAAGUAAUUUUUUCAUCAAAAAGAUCUGUUAUGGCAAUUCUAAUCUCUCCACUGCUGAAGUGUACUCGUGUAUGUAUGCUGACAUGGUUUAAACCCUGUGUUAUUGUGGCGCUAAUACAAAAUGCUGCCUUCAUUCUCGCUCACAGUGUUGGAGACGCUGCAGGCGUAGUUCGUAGAAUCAGGUCCUCAGCUAGGGUUGUCCCUAAGGAGGAGUCCUUUGACUGUGUCCCUCUGCUGAACAUAGACCGUUCAAGGGCUCCAGUUAUAAGGUAAAGAAAAACUAAUACCAUGAGGAAAUUUGUGAUUUUUUUCAAAAGUGACAUGUGACCGUUUAGGGCAAAUGUUGAUGCUUAUGUCGAUUAAUUUUUUGCUAGCGUUUUCAUAUUGCUGAUGAAAACUGUUCCAUGAUGAUUUUUUCCGUGCACACUCUUGCUGAUUUAUGGCCAGGGAUUGAAAAAUGUGCAUCAAAUGCCAGAUUAGAUGGCUCAUAAACCAGGAAUAUAUUUUUAUGUAUAUUUACUUUUUGCAUAGCAUACUUUCUUGCUCUAGGCAGUUAAUUGGAGAGUGUUAUUUUGUUGCCCGUUGCUGCAUAUGUUGUGGUAUGCAUGCAAUAUGCUGUGUCCUUCUGAGCAAACUGUCCACAACAGAAUUUGUAGAAAAGAAGACAUAAUCGGAGGCUAUCUGAGAGAAAUGGGGAGCGUGGCCGGGAGGUAAACACAAAUGGUUUCAUGUCAUGUACUGUUGAAAAUAUGGAAUGUAUAUCUUUUUACGUUUAGGGCUUUUUUUUCUUUUUCUUUUAUUUUUUUUUAUUUUAUUUUUUUUUUGUUUGUUUGGCUUGUUUUUCUUUCCCCAGAGAAUUGUUGGUUUUGACUGUUUCGCAUUGUUGACCUGUCGUUCAAUAAAAUUGUAAUGAUUGGAAAGCUU
This is a messenger RNA of Neoarius graeffei (lesser salmon catfish), 5587 nucleotides long. RefSeq names its product far upstream element (FUSE) binding protein 1 (gene fubp1). Bases 47 to 2080 code for a protein of 677 amino acids. The transcript is spliced from 19 exons. Gene Ontology annotation, cellular component: cytoplasm; nucleus. Gene Ontology annotation, biological process: regulation of DNA-templated transcription. Gene Ontology annotation, molecular function: mRNA binding. The record is from RefSeq and is a predicted model, not a curated record. Lineage: Eukaryota; Metazoa; Chordata; Actinopteri; Siluriformes; Ariidae.